This is a messenger RNA of Sus scrofa (pig), 512 nucleotides long. NCBI's taxonomy places the organism in Eukaryota, Metazoa, Chordata, Mammalia, Artiodactyla, Suidae. The record is from RefSeq and is a predicted model, not a curated record.
UCUAGCUGCUUGUGUUUUCAGGCACAAUUUCUUUGGCCCUCAGACUGUUUUUGUACUUUCACAAUGUCUGGUCGAGGAAAACAGGGCGGAAAGGCACGCGCUAAGGCCAAGACUCGCUCUUCGCGAGCCGGUCUUCAGUUCCCCGUGGGUCGAGUGCACCGACUUCUCCGAAAAGGCAAUUAUGCUGAGCGGGUUGGUGCCGGCGCGCCGGUAUACCUGGCAGCAGUGCUGGAGUACUUGACUGCUGAGAUCCUGGAGCUGGCUGGCAACGCGGCCCGCGACAACAAGAAGACCCGUAUCAUCCCACGUCACCUUCAGCUGGCCAUCCGCAACGACGAGGAGCUCAACAAGCUGCUGGGCAAAGUCACCAUCGCUCAGGGUGGUGUCCUGCCCAACAUCCAGGCCGUGCUGCUGCCCAAGAAGACCGAGAGCCACCACAAGGCCAAGGGCAAGUGAAACAGUAGUUUUUAGUCCCCAUUCUGGAAAUCAAAGGCUCUUUUCAGAGCCACCCA